Molecule: messenger RNA, 1301 nt
Organism: Prunus avium (sweet cherry)
Lineage: Eukaryota; Viridiplantae; Streptophyta; Magnoliopsida; Rosales; Rosaceae
Source: RefSeq, a predicted model, not a curated record
GUAAUAACGUCUUUAAAUACAUUUCAUCGUCUUCGACAUUGGUUAUCAGCUGAAGCCCGUAACAGAGGGAGGAGUCAGUCAAUUGGAUAUUUCCAAAUUGGCAACCACCAUUUUCUUCUUCGAUCAAUAUAGAACGAUAAUUCUAGAGUUAGUGUUCGCGGAAAUGGACGGUGAAUCUUGUUCUAGCGGUAAAUUCAAGCUCUACGAGCAGUUAGAAUUGCAGGAGUUUCAGGACAAGUUCGUGAUCAAAUCCGUCGAGGCUCCAGAUCAAGGCUUCUCCAUCGACCGCCGUGACGGGACCAUUGAACCACUUAAUGGUGAUUCUUCUUCUUCUUCUGCAAGACCAACCAAAACCUCUACGAUAUAUGGUGUGGCGGGAACCAUCAGAUUGCUUGCAGGAAAUUAUGUACUUGUAAUAACUUCGAGGACCGAAGUUGGGGCCUUUCUUGGCUUCCCUGUUUACCGAGUAACCUCUAUGAAGUUUCUGUCCUGCAAUGAGGUUUUGAAGAAUUCAACUCUUCAAGAGAAAAAGGAUGAAGCUUACUUCAUGGCUCUGUUGAAAACAGUCCAAUCAACUCCAGGGCUGUACUUUUCUUACCAAACAGAUAUUACAUUAAACUUUCAAAGAAGACGUAAGUUAAUGGAAGGAUGGAUGGCCAAACCAAUAUGGAAGCAGGCUGACCCUCGAUUUGUUUGGAACAGAAAUCUUUUGGACGAACUUAUUGAGUAUAAGCUUGAUGGGUUCAUUAUUCCUCUACUACAAGGAAGCUUCCAGGCUGCACAGCUUAAGCUAAAAGACUCACCUGCCACACUUACGAUAUUCUCAAGGAGAUGUACCCGACGUCUAGGCACAAGAAUGUGGAGAAGAGGAGCUAACCUUGAAGGAGAUGUAGCUAAUUUUAUUGAAACUGAGCAAUUGGUGGAGUGUGAAGGUUUCAGGUCCUCAUUAUUGCAGAUUCGAGGUUCAAUUCCACUUCUUUGGGAGCAAAUUGUUGACUUGAGCUAUAAACCACAACUUAAAGUUAUUGAUCAUGAGCAGAUGUCAAAUGUUGUGGAGCGCCAUUUCUUUGAUCUUUUCCAAAGAUAUGGAGAGAUAAUAGCUGUAGACCUAACUGAUAAACAUGGUGAUGAAGGUCAACUAAGCAUGGCAUUUUCUGCCGAAGCACAAAAUCUGCCAAAUGUGAGGUGACAAUUUGCACUUUUAUGUAUGUAAUUAUGUUGAUCCCCAACUGAGUCACUCUCCCACUUCAAGUAGAUUUCUUUUUUGUUAUUCUGUUAAAGAUUGCAGUUUACAUAUUCAA